This is a messenger RNA of Dovyalis caffra, 285 nucleotides long. Lineage: Eukaryota; Viridiplantae; Streptophyta; Magnoliopsida; Malpighiales; Salicaceae. The record is from the annotation of a GenBank genome assembly.
AUGUCCAACAAUAUCGAAUGGAAAGAUCCAAAUCCUUUGCUUGAGGGAGUCUAUGCUUUGAACGCCUAUACAUCACGGCACAAGGAGCAAGAAAGUUGGAUAACCACCAUUGAAACCAGUUUAGCCAGUGAAAGGUACAAUCCCCACAUAGCACAUCAGUCACCGGGGGCCAAACAAAACUGUUAUACAUCCCUGCUCAUUCGGAUAACCCUCUCGAGAAAUUUUAAAGACCCCGUCCCGUGGGUCCCUAUAUACGCGAUUAAUUUCUUUGACAUGGACCCAUGA